This is a messenger RNA of Cryptotermes secundus, 616 nucleotides long. Its product is annotated as anoctamin-8-like. The annotation marks the transcript as partial. The record is from RefSeq and is a predicted model, not a curated record. Lineage: Eukaryota; Metazoa; Arthropoda; Insecta; Blattodea; Kalotermitidae. The transcript has 3 exons.
AAUGCUGCCGUCGCGACGCAGGCGUCGUCACAGAAUUGAUGUCUAGUUUGCUCGGGAUGUGAAGUGAUAUGGUUUAAAGGAAUCCUGCCAGCGUUUCAACGCCUUUUUUUAUAUAAAACGUAGGCCUAUGAAUAUGCGUAAAUGUCUAUGAAGGCAGCAAAUAGGAUACAUGUCAUUAUAUGCUGUGUACGUGUUAGGAGACUCGGUUAAAUAUUAGUAUUGAAUGGUGAGGGAUUUCGUUCGAGGGGUGUAUCAUGGAAUCUGUUGAAGACGAACAGAACGAAAAGAUUGCAGAUAAAGAUGCAGAAGAAGACGCAAAAAUACGAUAUCGUAAGCUCCUUUCGACUGCUAAAGAGUCUUUUGAAAAUGCUUCCCGUUUGUUACGACGAAAAAUACCAUGUGCUGGGCACCUAAUGACACCUCGACGGUUGUGGAUACAGACUGUGCCAACACAGGAAUGUGAUGUGGUUUUGAUGUUUCCUUCUGGAGCACAGGAUUUCACCCUGAUGUGGUUAUUGUCUCGACUGCGGGCUGGAACACCUGGACUAGUGGUUCACGUUCGACAUCAUGCCUCUUCUGACAGUUAUGGCUUCUAUCUCACAGCACCCUUCACUGU